This is a messenger RNA of Paraphaeosphaeria sporulosa, 821 nucleotides long. RefSeq lists its product as uncharacterized. Gene Ontology annotation, molecular function: structural constituent of ribosome. NCBI's taxonomy places the organism in Eukaryota, Fungi, Ascomycota, Dothideomycetes, Pleosporales, Didymosphaeriaceae. Gene Ontology annotation, cellular component: mitochondrion. Bases 28 to 606 code for a protein of 192 amino acids. The transcript is spliced from 3 exons. The record is from RefSeq and is a predicted model, not a curated record.
UCCACACUCUAUUUCAGCACAUACACCAUGGUUAACAUGCUAAAGCGGAUGCGCAAGCUGCGCGAACUCCUAUGGAUUCGCAACGGCCCCGGCGCGAUACAAUUGCCCAAGGAGGUGACGAAGAUCAGCGUGGAGUUCCAUAAGAAACUCAUAGGGUCACAACACAGAGGAGCUCGACACUUCUGGCACGACAUUCUCCCUCGAAUAAAAUACCGCAACCCCACGCUUCCCAUCAGCGUGAUCCGCCACGCCGACCCCGCCGGCCCCGCCUACCUCAACAUCUACACGUCCACUCCCACGCCCCAGACCUCCACCACGCCUCCCCCUUCCACAACCACCGCUCCUGAGGCGCUAAACGACACCCCCACGCACACAAUCGAAAUCAAAGACCUGCACGAGUCCGAAAUCCUCGAAGCGCUCGUGGAAAAGACGGGUGCAGUGGUCUUGCGCACGCCGCCGGAGGAAGCGGCCGAGAUGGCGGAGAUCGAGGAAUUCAAGGAGAGAGCGGAGGUGGAUCGCGUGGAGGUGAGGGAGAAGCUGAUGAAGGUGAGGAGGGAGGAGGAGCUGUUGAAGCUGGCAAGGGGAGAAAUUUCGGCGCAGGAAUAGAGCAGGGGGUGAUGGCUAUGCUCGUUUGUGGAGGGAAAAGCUGGGCUAUUGGGAGAUGGACUGAAAUGCGAGACUGGAGAGGUGGGUGUAUGAUAGAGUGUACUGAGUGAAGAGAUAUCACGUGUAUUAUAGGUACCGGGCAGGAUAUGGGCUGCCAUACACCCAUCCUAAACUACUACAGCAUUUAGAAAACAUCAAUACUGCAAGCGCAUUGG